AUGAGCAUUCCAACAAAAUCUACUUCACUUGUAAAUAGGUACAUUCAUCGCACGGCAACUAUAGAUAAGCCAUGUUUCAUAUGUAAUAAAUAUACAACAGCAGUUUUAAGAGAAGAGAAUGGUGCUGAUUGGUUCUAUGUGUGUCUAAGUCACUUAAACGAUCGAGGCUUUGCAUCACCAAUUCCUGAACCAGUUCCACCUGUGCAAAUUGCAAACAAAACUUCUAAAACGACUGAUAAAGAAGAAAAAGAUAAAAAAGAUAAAGAAGAUAAUAAGGAUAAAGAUAAUAAAGAUAUUAAUAACAAAGAUAAUGAUAACACAGAUGAGAAGAAAAAGGAUGAUGAUAAAGAAAAAUCAAAAGAUGUCAAAAAGAAGCUCAACGUACCUUAA
Entrophospora candida is the source of this 390-nucleotide messenger RNA. The record is from the annotation of a GenBank genome assembly. Lineage: Eukaryota; Fungi; Glomeromycota; Glomeromycetes; Entrophosporales; Entrophosporaceae.